This is a messenger RNA of Sciurus carolinensis (gray squirrel), 1167 nucleotides long. RefSeq names its product olfactory receptor 4C15-like. The transcript is spliced from 3 exons. NCBI's taxonomy places the organism in Eukaryota, Metazoa, Chordata, Mammalia, Rodentia, Sciuridae. The record is from RefSeq and is a predicted model, not a curated record. Gene Ontology annotation, biological process: G protein-coupled receptor signaling pathway. Gene Ontology annotation, cellular component: membrane. Bases 10 to 1167 code for a protein of 385 amino acids. Gene Ontology annotation, molecular function: olfactory receptor activity; G protein-coupled receptor activity.
UUAGAAAUCAUGAAAAACCAAAGCUUCACAACUGAAUUUGUCCUCCUGGGGCUUUCACAGAAUCCUACUGUUCAGAAAAUAGUAUUUGGCGUGUUUUUGUUGGUCUACAUUGCAACAAUUGUGGGCAACAUGCUGAUUGUCGUGACCAUUCUCUGCAGUCCUGCACUUCUGGUGUCCCCCAUGUACUACUUCUUGGCAGUCCUGUCCUUCCUGGAUGCCUGCUUCUCCUCUGCCAUCACACCAAAAAUGGUAGUGGACACCAUUCGUGAAAGGAAAACCAUCUCUUAUGAAGGAUGCAUGAUUCAACUUUUUGCUGAACACUUCUUUGGUGGGGCAGAGAUGAUUAUCCUCACAGUCAUGGCCUUUGACUGCUAUGUGGCCAUUUGUAAGCCCUUGCACUACUCUUCCAUCAUGAACUGGAGACUCUGUGGCAUUCUGGUGGGGGUGUCCUGGACAGGGGGCUUCUUGCAUUCCAUCAUCCAGAUUCUCUUUACCUUCCACUUGCCCUUCUGUGGGCCUAAUGUCAUUGAUCAUUUCAUGUGUGAUCUGUACCCAUUACUGGGGCUGGCCUGCACUGACACUCACAUCCUAGGCCUUCUGGUGAUUGCCAACAGUGGGUUAGUCUGCAUCAUCAACUUCUGCCUGUUGCUUGUCUCCUAUGGUGUCAUCUUGUUCUCCCUGAGGACACAUAGUGCUGAAGGGCAGAGGAAAGCUCUGUCCACCUGUGGGUCUCACAUUACUGUCGUGGUCUUGUUAUUUGUCCCGUGCAUAUUUAUAUAUGCAAGGCCACCAUCUGCCUUCUCUUUUGAUAAAGAAGUGGAAAUAUUUUACACCAUCCUGACUCCCUUGCUUAAUCCUUUGAUUUAUACUUUGAGAAACAGGGAAGUGAAACAUGCCAUGAGGAAAUUGUUGAAGAAAAUCAUAUCUGCACCAUCAUACAUUCGAAUUCAAAUAUGUUUAUAUUAUUUUAAUGCCCAACAUUUCACUGUGGACCUGCAGAUCUAUACAAGGAGAACUUCCACUAAUAUUCAUCAGGGUGGUAAACAAAUAGUGAAAGUAAUACUUAGGAAAUUCCUCAUCUUUAGUGAUGAUUGUACCAAGAUGAAUGGAUGUAGCAGGGGACGAAGCAAUGCAUGUGGAGCUGAAAGGACAACACUUGACAGCUGA